GUUAAAGCAGCUUAUCGAAGGAAGGUAUGGGAGUCUCAUCCUGACCUCUUUCCGCUUGACAAAAAACCUCAUGCUGAGUCCAAGUUCAAAUUGCCAAAUAAAUAAAGUUUCUGUUGCAAGCCACUUGUCAUAUGGUUGAAGGGAUGGCCCCACUUCGGUCUACAGGAUAUGUUGAUCCUGGAUGGGAGCAUGGCAUUGCUCAAGAUGAAAGGAAAAAGAAGGUUAAAUGCAACUACUGUGGGAAAAUCGUUAGUGGUGGGAUAUUCAGAUUGAAGCAGCAUUUAGCUAGAAUUUCUGGGGAAGUUACUCACUGUGAAAGGGUUCCAGAUGAAGUAUGCUUGAGCAUGAGAAAAAACCUGGAAGGGUGUCGUUCUGGUAGGAAACGAAGGCAAUCUGAAUAUGAACAGCCAUCUUUUAGUUGCCAUUCUAGUGAUUAUAAUGACAUAGAAGAUACGCUUGCUGAUUAUAAACACAAAGGCAAGAAAGUGAUGGGUGAUAAGAACUUGGUUAUAAGAUUCGCGCCUCUUCGGUCAUUAGGAUAUGUGGACCCUGGAUGGGAACAUUGUGUUGCUCAAGAUGAUAAGAAGAAAAGAGUAAAGUGCAAUUAUUGCGAAAAGAUAAUUAGUGGAGGCAUAAAUCGUUUUAAACAACAUCUGGCUAGGAUCCCUGGAGAAGUUGCAUAUUGUGAGAAGGCACCUGAGGAUGUGUAUCUUAAAAUUAAGGAGAACAUGAAAUGGCACCGUACAGGCAGAAGGCACCGGAAACCUGAUACCAAGGAGAUAUCUGCUUUCUACAUGCAUUCAGAUAAUGAGGAUGAAGAGGAAGAGCAGGAUGGUAGGUUCUUACAAUGUGUGGGUAAAGACAUAGUGGCUAUUGAUGAUAAUGUUUCUGAUAGUGACAUUAGAUACAAUGUCAAGGGUAGGUCCCCUAGUAGCAGUGGCAAUGGUGCUGAACCACUAAUGAGAAGAUCAAGAUUGGAUUCUGUAUUUCUGAAGACACUCAGAAACCAGACAUCACCACACCGCAAGCAAGUGAAAGCAAAGACAGGUUUCGAGAAGAGAACUCGCAAGGAAGUGAUAUCAGCAAUUUGCAAGUUUUUUUACCAUGCUGGAAUUCCUUCAAAUGCAGCAAACUCCCCAUAUUUCCACAAAAUGCUGGAGCUAGUUGGUCAAUAUGGUCAAGGUUUUCAAGGUCCUUCCAGUCGAUUGAUAUCUGGUCGAUUCCUCCAAGAUGAAAUUGCUACAAUUAAAGAGAACUUGGCAGGGCUUAAGGCCUCUUGGUCACAUACUGGUUGUUCUGUCAUGGCUGAUAGUUGGAAUGAUGUGCAGGGUAGGACAUUAAUAAACUUUUUGGUUUCUUGCCCUCGUGGUCUUUAUUUUGUGUCUUCUGUUGAUGCCACUGAUACAAAAGAAGAUGCUGCAAGCAUUUUCAAGUUGUUGGACAAAGUGGUUGAAGAGAUUGGUGAGGAGAAUGUUGUCCAGGUGAUCACUAAGAGCACUGCUAGUUUCAAAACUGCUGGAAAAAUGCUUGAAGAAAAAAGAAGAAAUUUAUUUUGGACACCAUGUGCUGUCUAUUGCAUUGAUCGAAUGCUUGAGGAUAUUCUGAGUAUAAAAUGGGUAGGAGACUGCUUAGAUAAAGCGAAAAAAAUUACAAGGCUCAUUUAUAACAGCACAUGGUUGUUGAGCUUUAUGAAGAAGGAAUUUACAAAGGGACAGGAACUCCUUAGGCCUGCUACCACUAAGUUUGCCACUAAUUUCUUAACUUUAGAGAGUUUGUUGGAGCAAAGGACUGGUCUUAAGAGAAUGUUCCAAUCGAACAAAUGGCUUUCUUCCCGUUUUGCCAAGUCUGAUGAAGGUAAAGAUAUGGUGAAAAAUGUCUUAAAUGCAACAUUUUGGAAAAAGAUGCAAUAUGUGAAGAAAAGUCUAGAACCAGUUGCAGAAGUUCUCCAGAAAAUAGAUAGUGAUGCAAGCAGGUCGAUUUCUUGUAUAUAUAAUGACAUGUGUAGAGCUAAGUUUGCUAUUAAAGCAAUUCAUGGUGAUGAUGUACGAAAAUAUGGACCAUUCUGGAAUGUGAUUGACAACCAGUGGAACUUAUUGUUCCACCAUCCUCUUCAUGUGGCUGCUUACUUUUUCAAUCCAUCCUAUCGUUGUCUUCCUGAUUUUAUUAUGAAUCCUGAGAUAAUUCGUGGUUUAAAUGAAUGUAUCGUUCGACUAGAACCUGAUAAUGGGAAAAGGAUUUCUGCGUCCAUGCAGAUUCCUGAUUUUGUAUCUUCUAGAGCUGAUUUUGGUACUGAUUUGGGUAUAAGUACGAGAACAGAGCUUGAUCCAGCUGCAUGGUGGCAACAACAUGGGAUAAGUUGCUUGGAGCUACAGCGAAUUGCCAUACGUAUACUAAGCCAGACAUGCUCAUCUAUAGGAUGUGAACAUACUUGGAGUACUUAUGAUCAAAUUCACUGCAAAAGGCGCAAUUGUCUGUCUCGGAAGAGAUGGAAUGACCUCACCUAUGUUCACUACAAUGUGCGACUUAGAGAACACCAAAUGGGAAGAAAAUUUGAUGAUGUGAUCUCUUUUGACAAUACCAUGCUGGAAAACAUACUGGAUGACUGGCUAGUGGAGUCAGAGAAGCAAUCUGUUCAAGAAGAUGAGGAGAUCCUUUAUAAUGAGAUGGAACAAUUUUAUGGAGAUGAAAUAGAUGAGAAUGAAAAUGAAGAAAGGAGACCGGCAGAAAUGGUUACACUGGCUGGUUUGGUUGAACCUUUGGAGAUUAAUCCUGCUGCGGGAGGUGUUACCACUGAUGAUGAUGUUCUUGAUUUUUUUGAUGAUGAUUUGACAGAUUAGUUGAUUGAAAUAUGGCCCAUCAAACUUGGAGUAAGCUGUGACAUUUCCCAUAUACAGUAAAUAAUUAUUGAUAGGAAGUAAUCUGAUGUUAUCAAGGAUCAAUUCUUAUGUUGUAAAUCCAUUGUGUUUUACGUCUUUCUUAAGUUACUUAUAUGCUGCCCAUUGAUCCUGACCUUUGUAUUUCCUGUUUUAAUGCCCAUCAUUCAGUAGUUAAGAAAUUGUUCCAAUUGUCUCGAAUCCAUCCCAUCUUUUCUGUAGUUCUAUACUUCUCACUGGAAAACAUCCAACCCAUACUUCCUAUGGCGUUCUGAGUCCACUGAAUUGUUUUUAAAAUUA
Messenger RNA from Pistacia vera, 3173 nucleotides. Its product is annotated as protein CAJ1-like. Gene Ontology annotation, molecular function: protein dimerization activity; DNA binding; protein folding chaperone. Gene Ontology annotation, cellular component: nucleus; cytoplasm. NCBI's taxonomy places the organism in Eukaryota, Viridiplantae, Streptophyta, Magnoliopsida, Sapindales, Anacardiaceae. Bases 132 to 2837 code for a protein of 901 amino acids. The record is from RefSeq and is a predicted model, not a curated record. The transcript is spliced from 7 exons.